AUGGCCAAAAGUCGGAAUAUUUCGCUCCUUGAAUCGGGUAAGGCGCAUAUAGUUGCCUAAUUCAUUGCUUAAAUUAUAGAUAAAGCUUGAUUUAAUUGAUAUCCAAUUGUGGUUACUAUUGUAUUCUAUUCACUUACAGAGCUAUAUUACCUAAUUUCACGUUUUCUGACAACGGGUCCAUGUCGGAGUGCGGCUGAGGUAAGCUGGCGUGCCUUAUUGACAUAAUUUCUUACUAUUCAAAAUUGUUGGCUAAUAGUUUAUGAAAGCAGCACAUUCGAAACACCUAUUUGUUUUAAUCAAUUGCAGGUUCUAGCGAGCGAACUAGAAGAGUAUCAGGUGUGUAUUCCGGCAGCGUUCUGCGGUCGGUGUAUGUAGCUAGUGAUCCCGAUUGGACUGGAACGUAGAACUUGUCUCACUCAAGACUUUUAAUGCUUCUCUGGCCGCCUCACUCGUUUGACAUCACACGUUUUUACUAACUUAAUUUCUGGCAGUAUUUCUAGCAUCUUCAUUGUUGUGAUUUACACUAAUACGCUCUAUUUGGGAUAGCUUUUACCCUGCAGAUUAGACUGGCAAGGAAAUGAACAUCCAAGAUCUUACGAAGAUUUGGUAAGUUUAUGAUCAAUAGAUGUAAACUCAUUGUCGAAUGUCUGUUAUUGUUGAAUGACAGCCACGUUGUGUGUCCAUGCUUGGGCCAUUUACUCUUUGUUCUAUUCAGAUUUAAUCGUUGUUACAUUCUUGUUACAUAAUAACCUGAUUUUAAUUUUUACCGGUAUGUAGGAUUACGUAUUUUCGUAUGUCUCGAAAGCUUGACACUGUAGUAUAGAAACAAAUUUGAUAGAGCAUUUAUAAAUGUAUCUGUUGUACUGCAGAUAGGGUGGGGACUCUUGGGGUUCUGGCUACGUCAGGACACCACUGUUGACCAAUCCACGUCCUAGAAAGGCUGUCGUUGCGUUAUUAUCCUUGUAACCUGUGUUGUGAUUCGUCGGUUGAUUAAUGUGUUUUACAUAAAACGUUCUGCCCACAAAGAAUAUAGCACACUGGUGGAACGAGAUCAGAUGUACAUGAAGAACCCAAGUUAUGUCAGUUAUUUUUUUGCCCCUAGAAAAAUUAAGAAAUUAUAUUUUCUUACAGUGCCACUGGCUGACAGUAUACAGAAAUAUUAGACAAAGACUUUGAUCCAAAUAAUAAAUAGACAAUGUGGUUGCAGUUCUGUAGUUUCAUGGUUCCUGGUGUCAUCAUUAUUUACAUUUUGUAAAAAAUGUUUAGUCAUUUAGCAGAUGCGCCAGAGCGACUUACAGGAGCAAUUAUUGUUAAGUGCCUUGCUCAAGGGCACAUCGACAGAUUUUUCACCUAGUCUUCUCUGGGAUUUGAGCCAACGACCUUUCGGUUACUGGCCUAACGCUCUUGACCGCUACCCAACCUACAAAUGUUGUGAUGGCUUGAUUGAAGAAGGAACAAAGCAUACAUAAUGGUUUAACUUGUAACAAUGAAAGCUGGAUGAGUCAUUCUGCUCAUCAACACUAUGUUUGAUCCCAUAGGUUGCAGCCAACAGACACAUUGCACCUGACCAUUUGAUGCAGAUCUGUAAACAGAUUGGGCCGAUUCUGGACAAAGAGGUGCCAUCAUGUGUUCCAGGCGUACAUUCCCUACUGGGAACCGGGAGGCAGUCCUUACUCAGAACUUCAAAAGGUGCAGAACUUUACAUGUAUCUUGUCUGAGCGUGAAUUCUAAAUGUAUACAUCAGCAACUAUUCGUUCUGAAAUCGAAUUGUAAAAUGAAAUUAUUAAAUUACCUUUUUCUUUCCACCUCUUCCAGAUUACGGCAAUGUUCGGAGGAAAGGCUCGUCAUUUGCUGCCCUGCACAGAGGGAGACCACCAGAGAUGCAUUUGACCUGCAAGGAUCCUCCAAAUCUAGGUGGGUAUUCCCUGACACAGGAUUGACAUGUUCACACAUUAUUAUUUUCUAUUGAUGCCGGUACUGUAAAUUCAAUGUUUGCUUAUUUUCUGUUAACAUGAUUCUGUUGUUAUCAUGUUUGGACUCUAAAUUAUAGUGUUUUGUCCUUCACAGUGGAGGUUUACAGAGGAAGGGAGCUGACAGGUACUCAACGGUUCAGCACUGUGAACCCUGUGAGCAACUAUCAGCACAUGCGGAUGCACAGGAGGAUUCUGGGUCAUCUGUCUGCAGUUUACUGCAUCGCUUUUGAUCGAACCGGUCUCAGGAUUUUCACUGUGAGUUGUGUCAUCAUAAAGAUAAAGUUCUUGGGGGAAAUCAUGUUAGGUGGUAUACCUGAGGCUCAUCACUUUAUCUACCUUGUCAAACCUACUUUCAAGGGCUCGGACGACUGCUUGGUGAAAAUAUGGUCUUCGUUUGACGGGAGGCUUCACUCCACACUGAGAGGACAUUCUGCUGAGAUCUCAGACCUGGCUGUCAGCUUUGAGAAUACCUUGAUGGCGGCUGGCAGUUGUGACAAAACCAUCCGAGUGUGGUGCCUUCGUACCUGUGCCCCUAUGGCUGUCCUACAGGGGCACAGUGGCUCUAUUACCUCCCUACAGGUAGGAGCUUCCAUAUUCCUCCAACACCCUUAUUAUGUUUCUAUCUGACUGUAAUGUUAGCCGGGCAAAGAGUAUGUAAGCUAAUGCUGUCCACAGUUUUGCAAAUGUAGGACACCAUGCAACAGUGUAAUGGGAUAACUGCACACAGCACUUUUUAUCCCAUGAUGUACAGUGAGGAAAAAAAGUAUUUGAUCCUUUGCUGAUUUUGUACGUUUGCCCACUGACAAAGAAAUUAUCAGUCUAUAAUUUUAAUGUUAGGUUUAUUUGAACAGUGAGAGACAGAAUAACAACAACAAAAAUCCAGAAAAAUACAUGUCAAAAAUGUUAUAAAUUGAUUUGCAUUUUAAUGAGGGAAAUAAGUAUUUGACCCCCUCUCAAUCAGAAAGACUUCAGGCUCCCAGGUGUCUUUUAUACAGGUAACGAGCUGAGAUUAGGAGCACACUCUUAAAGGGAGUGCUCCUAAUCUCAGCUUGUUACCUGUAUAAAAGACACCUGUCCACAGAAGCAAUCAAUCUAUCAGAUUCCAAACUCUCCACCAUGGCCAAGACCAAAGAGCUCUCCAAGGAUGUCAGGGACAAGAUUGUAGACCUACACAAGGCUGGAAUGGGCUACAAGACCAUCGCCAAGCAGCUUGGUGAGAAGGUGACGACAGUUGGUGCGAUUAUUUGCAAAUGGAAGAAACACAAAAUAACUGUCAAUCUCCCUCGGCCUGGGGCGCCAUGCAAGAUCUCACCUCGUGGAGUUGCAAUGAUCAUGAGAACGGAGGAAUCAGCCCAGAACUACACAGGAGGAUCUUGUCAAUGAUCUCAAGGCAGCUGGGACCAUAGUCACCAAGAAAACAAUUGGUAACACACUACGCCGUGAAGGACUGAAAUCCUGCAGCGCCCGCAAGGUCCCCCUGCUCAAGAAAGCACAUAUACAGGGCCGUCUGAAGUUUGCCAAUGAACAUCUGAAUGAUUCAGAGGAGAACUGGGUAAAAGUGUUGUGGUCAGAUGAGACCAAAAUCAAGCUCUUUGGCAUCAACUCAACGUGUUUGGAGGAGGAGGAAUGCUGCCUAUGACCCCAAGAACACCAUCCCCACCGUCAAACAUGGGGGUGUUUUUCUGCUAAGGGGACAGGACAACUUCACCGCAUCAAAGGGACAAUGGACGGGGCCAUGUACCGUCAAAUCUUGGGUGAGAACCUCCUUCCCUCAGCCAGGGCAUUGAAAAUGGGUUGUGGAUGGGUAUUCCAGCAUGACAAUGACCCAAAACACACGGCCAAGGCAACAAAGGAGUGGCUCAAGAAGAAGCACAUUAAGGUCCUGGAGUGGCCUAGCUAGUCUCCAGACCUUAAUCCCAUAGAAAAUCUGUGGAGGGAGCUGAAUGUUCGAGUUGCCAAACGUCAGCCUCAAAACCUUUAAUGACUUGGAGAAGAUCUGCAAAGAGGAGUGCCUGAAUUUUGCAGGACCCCAGGAAGAGUGGCAGCAGCUAAUGGGGAUCCAUAAUAAAUACAAAGACUAAACCUGAUUGCUUCAGCAGCUCACAUUGGACCACUGGUGUGAUUGCUCUCUGUACUGUAGACAUCCCUCAGUAUAGAUGUGGGUGCAUAAGUCUGUCUAUCUGGAACAGCAUUUAACUGGGUGAAUUACAUCUGUCCUCAGUUCUCACCGUUUGCCAAGGGCUCAAAGAGAUACCUGGUGUCCACUGGAACUGAUGCAACAAUCUGCUUUUGGCAGUGGGAUGUCAAUAACAUAAAUUUCAGGUGAAUUUCAACUGCUGGUAAUUUGAUCAAGAUAAUUGCAUCCUGAAAAUUACAUCAAAAGUCUGAAACAUUUACACUCUGUUUGUAAAGUGAUCGCCCGCAGAAGUUUACAGAGCGACCCAGGCCGGGAGUUCAGAUGGUGUGCUCAUCAUUCAGUCCAGGUAACGAUGUCAAGAUAGCAGUUUUAUGUAAAAGAAUGCUUUGGAUCUUUAAAAACGUUUCAACAAAUUGAUCAUACAGUACAUGUUAUACUCACCAUAGCUGAUAUGAUUUUCAACAGAAGUAUUGAUCUAGUUUUUUACCUCACCAACUGUUACAAGUACAAGUUAUUUUAACAUGGGUAUACAGAGGGUCUGAACCAAAUUGGGAUACAUUUAUAGUAGUUUUUGUGUUUUAUAAAACAUUUUAGGUGGCAUGUUCUUAGCGACGGGAAGUACUGACGAUGUCAUCAGAAUUUAUUACCUGGGAGGUGGGAACCCUGAAAAAAUAUCAGAGCUUCAUGAACACACGGUAAGAUCCCUUGAAGAAUAGAUAACCCAUCACAUAGCAGCGAACAGCUGAACACAAGGAAGAAUGAGUUCCUAAAACAAAUCAUCAUUAAAUCCAUUCAAGCUUUAAUUUACAAUAAAUACAAACAACGUUGAUGUAAUAUUCUAAUAAUUGUUGUCAAUAUAUGUUCUCAUUUUUAGGACAAGGUUGACAGCAUCCAAUUUUGCCACUCAGGAGAAAGGUAUGAUAAAUGUGAUUAGGUGAAGCACUCACCUUAGCCCAACAGUUUUACUUUGUUAAAGCAUACUUUAUAUAGAUUUUCUAUUGUGUUAUUGACUGUACGUUUUGUUUAUCUCAUAUGUAACUGUGUUGUUGUUUUUAUCGCGCUGCUUUGCUUUAUCUUGGCCAGGUCGCAGUUGUAAGUGAGAACUUGUUCUCAACUGGCUUACCUGGUUAAAUAAAGGUGAAAAAAUAGUGUAGUGGUUCCCAACCUUUUUCACGUCACUGUACCACAAACUGAAUUUUGCUCUGCCUGGAGUACCCCUGAAGUACCCCCUCAUUUGCAUUUGACCAGUAACCCUAUGCUCUUAUGAGUCUUAUCAAGUACCUCCUGUGGAUAGGCCAAGUACCCCCAGGGGUCAUUGUACCACUGGUUGGGAACCACUGGUCUAGAGUUCAUUGUCUUGGUUUGCCUCGUCUCGUAGGUUUGUGAGUGGCAGUCGAGAUGGCACAGCACGCAUCUGGAGGCUGACUCAGCGUCAGCAGUGGAGGAGCCUUCUUCUCAACAUGAACGCCACUCUACCAGGGUUAGGAAUGAACAGCUUGACGGCACCAUUACAUACUUGCAUCUAUGUUUUCCUCCUUUCAUAUGAACUUUCUCCUCAGCUCGGAACACGCAACCAAUGAGGAAAGCUUUUUCAAGCCCAAGGUCACCAUGGUAGCGUGGGAUCGCCAUGACAACUCAGUAAUCACAGCGGUCAACAACCAUAUCCUCAAAGUGUGGAACUCCUACACGGGCCAGCUGCUACAUAUCCUUAAAGUAGGAGCAAUCGCAUUGUUUUACAUUCCAUUUGUGAACAGUGCUGUCUCACAAAGAUAGCUGAGGACAUUUUGUAUCUGUGACUACUAGUAGUGUAGAUCAAUUUCCAUCCUUCAACUACAGUGCAUUCGGAAAGUAUUCAGACGCCUUCACUUUUUCCACAUUUUGUUACGUUACGGUCUUAUUCUAAAAUAGAUGUAAAAAAUAAUAAUCCUCAAUCUACAACUAAUACCCCAUAAUGACAAAGCGAAAACAGGUUUUUAGAUUUGUUUUGGCAAAUUUAUUAAAAAUUAAAAACAGAUACCUUAUUUACAUAAGUAUUCAGACCCUUUGCUAUGAGACUCAAAAUUGAGCUCAGGUGCGUCCUGUUUCCAUUGAUUAUCCUUGAUGUUUCUACAACUUGAUUGGAGUCCACCUGUGGUAAAUUCAAUUGAUUGGACAUGAUUUGGAAAGGCACACACCUGUCUAUAUAAGGUCCCACAGUUGACAGUGUAUGUCAGAGCAAAAACCAAGCCAUGAGGUCGAAGGAAUUGUCCGUAGAGCUCCGAGACAGGAUUGUGUCGAGGCACAGAUCUGGGGAAGAGUACCAAAACAUUAAUGCAGCAUUGGAGGUCCCCAAGAACACAGUGGCCUCCAUCAUUCUUAAAUGGAAUAGGUUUGGAACCACCAAGACUCUUCCUAGAGCUGGCCGCCUGGCCAAACUGAGCAAUCGGGGGAGAAGGGCCUUGGUCAGGGAGGUGACCAAGAACCUGAUGGUCACUCUGACAGUGCUCCAGAGUUCCUCUGUGGAGAUGGGAGAACCUUCCAGAAGGACAACCAUCUCUGCAGCACUCCACCAAUCAGGCCUUUAUGGUAGAGUUGCCAGACAGAAGCCACUCCUCAGUAAAAGGCACAUGACAGCCCGCUUGGAGUUUGCCAAAAGGCACCUAAAGGACUCUCUGACCAUGAUAAACAAGAUUCUCUGGUCUGAUGAAACCAAGAUUGAACUCUUUGGCUUGAAUGCCAAGCGUCACGUCUUGAGGAAACCAGGCACCGCUCAUCACCUAGCCAAUACCAUCCCUACGGUGAAGCAUGGUGGUGGCAGUAUCAUGUUGUGGGGAUGUUUUUCAGCAGCAGGGACUGGGAGACUAGUCAGGAUCGAGGGAAAGCUGAACGGAGCAAAGUACAGAGAUCCUUGAUGAAAACCCGCUCAGGACGUCAGACUGGGUUGAAGGUUCACCUUCUAACAGGACAACGUCCCUAAGCACACAGCCAAGACAACGCAGGAAUGGCUUCGGGACAAGUCUCUGAAUGUCCUUGAGUGGCCCAGCCAGAGCCCGGACUUGAACCCAAUCUAACAUCUCUGGAGAGACCUGAAAAUAGCUGUGCAGCGACACUCCCCAUCCAACCUGACAGAGCUUGAGAGGAUCUGCAGAGAAGAAUGAGAGAAACUCCCCAAAUACAGGUGUGCCAAGCUUGUAGCAUCAUACCCAAGAAGACUCGAGGCUGUAAUCGCUGCCAAAGGUGAUUCAACAAAGUACUGAGGAAAGGGUCUGAAUACUUAUGUAAAUGUGAUAUCUGUUUUUUAUUUCUUUAUAAAUUAGCAAAAAUUAAUAAAAUCCUGUUUUUGCUUUGUCAUUAUGGGGUAUUGUGUGUAGAUUGAUGAGGGGGAAAAACCAUUUAAAUCCAUUUUAGAAUAAGGCUGUAAGGUAACAAAAUGUGGAAAAAGUGAAGGAGUCUGAAUACUUUACAAAUGCACUGUAUUUGUAUAUGAAGAAUAGUUGAAGGAUAGUCCUAGAUUCCUUGGUCAGGAGGACAUUAUAGUUGUUCUACUGUUUGUCCCCUUGUCACUGUAAGCAUGCUUUUCAGGAGCAUUUCCUCAAAUAUUUUUGGCCAAUGACUUAGUCAAAUUGCAGAAUACCAUCAGACAGUGAGUUGACCUGACAGUUGUGUGAUGCUCUGUGCAGGGCCACGAGGCUGAAGUGUUUGUCCUGGAGCCCCACCCCUCAGACCCCAGGAUCAUGCUGUCUGCUGGCCAUGACGGAAACGUCUUCAUCUGGGACAUCGUCCGGGGCACAAAGACACAGCACUACUUCAACAUGGUGAGGAGGAGCCACGCACCACAGAAGACUUAACAGUAACAUCCAUUCUCUCCAACUAUGACUGACUCCAUCUUGGUUGCUCUGUCUCCCCUACAGAUUGAGGGCCAGGGUCAUGGUGCUGUCUUUGACUGCAAGUUCACUCCCGACGGCCAGCGCUUUGCCUGCACAGACUCCCACGGCCAUCUGGUCAUAUUCGGCUUUGGGAGCUCUAAGCCAUACGAGAAGGUAAGGAUGCAGCUCCUACUACAUAUAUGCAUAGGAAAGAGUCCUCUAUUCAAUGGUUUGAGAUGACGUCCCAGUGAGAUUGACUGCCUGUCUUUGUCCAGCUUCCAGAUCAGGUGUUUUUCCACACUGACUAUCGGCCACUGAUCCGGGACGCCAAUGGCUUUGUGCUGGACGAGCAGACCCAGCAGGCACCCCACCUCAUGCCCCCUCCCUUCCUGGUGGAUGUGGAUGGGAACCCCCACCCCCCCAGAUACCAGCGGCUGGUCCCCGGGAGGGAGAACAUUGCUGACGAACACCUGGUGCCUCAGCUGGGAUAUGUCGCCACAAGUAUGUUACUACCUCAGUACUUGACUGUCUCAGUCUGCCUGCUUUGACCAUAUCUUUUAGUUAAUUUGACUAUUUAUACAGCAUUUAUGAGGCAGUUGUAAGGCAGUAUGAUCCUGGUGUUUAUUUGACCAGUACAUCCCCACACUAAAAGAGCAGUUGGGCACGUGUGUUUGUGUGGAUGGGUGGGUUCUGUUUGACCAGUGCAACUACCAUCUGUUUCUCUGAGAGUUUGUGAGUGGGUUGGUUAAUCUGUUCGAGUGAGUAAAUGGGUGUGUUACUGAAGACCCUUGCCACUACCUCACGCAGUGUCCAUGUUGUCCCCCUCAGGUGAUGGCGAGGUGAUGGAGCAGGUGAUCAGUCAGCUGAUCACGGACCACGAGGAGGCCACGGCCAGACGCAGCGUUCUGGAUGACGCCAUCAGGCAGCUGCAGGAGCAGCAGGACAGGCAGAGCAGACCAGGGACAUUGGCCCCAGCAGAGGCUCCAGCACAGGCCCCAGCAUUCCCAGCCCCCAGCACCCCACUCAGAGGUACCAGAACACACCCACACUGUCAGUUCUACUUGCAGUAUUGUGUCGUGGCAUGCAAGAUAACAUGCUCCUAGCUCUCUUUUCCUUUCCAUAAACUACCAUUGCUGUUGGGCAUGCUCAAAUACUUCACAUUCCUACAUGUUGAUGAUUAAGGACGCCAUUGGAAAUGGAAAAUACGUUCUCAUCCCUUAUGGUUGAAUGAAUGAUUGGGUCCUGGAAAAGCAGUCAUGUUGUGUUCCCUCCUCUCCCGCUCUGUACCCAGCGUCAGUGAAUGAGCGAGGUGCAGCUGAGGUGCAGUCGUCCCCUAACGUGGGUCUGCGGCGCAGUGGGCAGGUGGAGGGGGUGAGACAGAUGCACCAGAACGCCCCUCGCAGCCAGAUGGCCACGGAGCGGGACCUGCAGGCCUGGAGACGCAGGGUGGUGGUACCUGAGCUCUCAUCCAGCGUCUACAGGUGAGACAGACAUCCCUCUAUUCCUCAAACAACAGGGGGAGAUCAUUUGUAUAGUUGGUUAUAUAAGACAAAGGAUGUCAUGUGUAUAUAAACAAGUCUACUCCUAAAUGGUUAAUCUCUAGAACAUUAUUCCUGAAAUGGAAGUUGAAAUGAAAUGUCUAAAUGAUCUUGUAGUUGCCAGGAUGACUUCCGAAUUACAAAAGGAGAGGAGGAAAUUGCCUUAUACAAUGCAAAGAAACGACGUGUGACAUACGGAAGUUGUAGAGUAAGUAGACAUAUUUAAUCAUUUAAAAAUCAUGACUGACCACAGGGAUUUUAAAAUGAUACUGACCUCAUACCUGCAUUUCUGCUUUGCUUCUGCCUCAGGAUGAUUCUGAAGAUGAGGUGCCUUGCAUCAAACGUGCACAGUCCCGCAAAAAGCAAAAAGUCUUCCAGCAGAGCAAAGAUGGGAUUGUGGAGGAAUUAAUCGAGUUCUCCUGUGAGGAGGGAGAGGAGACCGCAACAUCAGAGGUAUAUUCUACAAACCUGUGUGAUAAGAAAUAUGCUUUUGACAUGUCCGUUAGAGAAUAAUAAGCUAUUUGGAAUAUUGGUGAAAGUGGUAAAUCUUGCGAUCUCCUUCCCCACCUCUAGGACCAUGAGAUGGAGGGCAGUGAACUGGAUUCAUCCAAUGAGGAAGAGGAAUGGAAAAGUGACAGUUCAAGGUACAGAUAAGCUCUUUGCUUUUCUUGAUUCCUUGCAAAGAGGUACAUGACAUAUGUCAUAUUGUUGUUGUUUCCCUUGGUUUAAUGCUAACAUAACUUAUGUUGCCCAUGACAGCCACUCGUCCAGUGAGUACUCUGACUGGACAGCGGACGCUGGGAUUAACCUGCAGCCCUCCACUCCCGUGUCAUCACGGAAACGAGUUCGCCGCCAGCUUAGCAGCUCGGAGGAAGAGGAAGAUAAUGAGGAGGAAGAGGAGAAGCAGCAAAGUAACGAGGAAGAACCACCUCCUCAGACUAGCAAGCAGAAAUCCAAGAAGCCCAAAAGCAAGACGCCCAAGGUUAGCCACUGUACUAAGCUGCAUAUUUUGUUUGUUAAUGCUUGCAUCCUGCUCUGGUAUGACAAAAAGUAGUUUCACUUCCCUAUUGAAUAUUAAAUCAAUCUUACGUAAAUGUUCAUUUGUAUCACAGCGGCCUAAAGCCAGGCCAUCGAUCAAUAGAGAAGUGUCCAACGAGUUCAGACCCUCAACGUGGAUCACUGAUGUCAUUCCCAGGAAGUCUCCCUUCGUUCCCCAGAUGGGUGAUGAGGUACGUGGCUCUGUCUGGACCAUAUGGCUUCCCUACUGUGUUGUGUUCAUGUGUGAGUUGCUGGGGUCUAAAUCAGAGGAGGCUGGUGGGAGGAGCUAUAGUAAUGGCUGGAGUGGAAUAAAUGGAACGAUAUGAAACAUAUGGAAACCAAUUUUGACUCCAUUCCAAUGAUUCCAUUCCAGCCAUUUCAAUGAGCCCGUCCUCCUCUAGCUCCUCCCACCAGCCUCCUCUGGUCUAAAUACGGUUACCAUCUCUCCCUCAGGUAAUCUAUUUCCGCCAGGGUCACGAGGCGUAUGUGGAGGCGGUGAACAGGAACAACCUGUACCCCAUUAACAUGGAGAAACAGCCCUGGAGGAAGAUGGAGCUGAGGGUAAGAACAUCAUAUCCACUCUGCUCCAAACUAGGAAGUGGAUUAAUCUGUCUUCCACUGAUGCAGUAGAAAAUGGGUUAGUGUGUUGAGGGCCUGUGUCUAAGGACAUUGUUGAAGAGUAACUUGAAAUUCUCCUUCUUCUCUCUACAGGACCAAGAGUUUGUUAAAAUAACUGGGAUCAAGUAUGAAGUGUGCCCUCCGACACUGUGCCGCCUGAAACUGACGCUCAUUGACCACGGCACGGGCAAAAUCACAGACAAAUCAUUUUAUGUCAAGUAAAUGAUGCAACCACCUCAAAGUGUCUAACAUUUGAAGAUACAUGUACAUUUUUACAGACAUUACCAGAGACAUUUGGUAACUUUGGACUUCUGUACGCCUCCCCUCAGGUACCAUGACAUGCCGGAUGUGAUUGACUUCCUCGUGCUUCGGCAGAGUUAUGACGAAGCACGCAGUAGAGUCUGGCAGCCAAGUAAGUUAACAAGACGUCUCUCCUCAGGGCUCCUCAAACUACUCAAUGUCCAGUAACGCAUGAGAUGAAUGGGUGAACAUUUCGAUACAAUAUUUUCUGCAUUUCCCCCAUCUAAAAUGGUAAUAUCCUUCACUGCAGAUGACCGAUUCCGGUCAGUAAUAGAUGAUGCCUGGUGGUUUGGGAUCAUUGUUUGUCAGGAGCCAUAUCAGCCUGAAUAUCCGGACAGUCAUUUCCAGUGCUUCAAAGUCAGGUGAGAAUGUAUUAAAGUGCUAGUAUGAUUGGGUCUGCAAUGUUGGAAACCAGUCAAAAUGGUACCCAACGGUUGAUGCUUUCUGCGGUGGAUUGCAUGCUUCUAACUUGCUUGGUUUUGCUUUGUUGCCAGAUGGGACAAUGGUGAAACGGAGAAGCUAAGUCCUUGGGAUGUGGAAGCUAUUCCAGAGGAUGGUAAUUUACAGACUCUGUUGUUGUAAAUGGGACAUUCCAGGACUUAGUACAGAAGUACAAUAUUUGGUAAUUGACUGUAUGGUAACAAUGGUGUGUGUGCUCUUCAGCCCAGCAACCCGAGUCUGUAGGUGGAGGGGUUCAAGUGACCGCAGAGGAGAUGAGAGAGGUCAUGUAUAAACCGCAGACAGGAGAGUGGGGUGAGAGGAGCAGAGACGACGAGUGUGAACGCAUCAUAGCAGGCAUUGACCAACUCAUCACCGUCGGUAAGCACACUCGCCUCACCACUGCAUUUUGGUGCUAUUUCCUCCUCAGCAGACCUCGCAUUGUAUACCAUUCCUAGAUGGGCUAGUGAGGUUUUGAAUUUCAAAUUCACAGCACUUCUUAUUUUUUAUUUAUUUUUUACAGAUAUUGUAGCCCCAUUCUCUGGCCCAGUGGACAUAGUUCAGUAUCCAACCUACUGCACUGCGAUAGCCUUCCCGACAGACUUGGGCACCAUCAGACUGAGACUGAUAAAUAGGUUCUACAGGCGACUGUCCGCUUUAGUUUGGGAUGCCAGAUACAUUGUGCACAAUGCCCGGACCUUCAAUGAGCCAAGGAGCAAGAUAGCCCAUUCAGCAAAACUUAUCACAGAUGUCCUGCAAAAAUUUAUCAAGUGAGUUGUCCAAGUGUUGAGCUUAAACUUAUACAGAUUAAUGUAUCCGUAUUUAACAACUUAUGUUGCCUUUUUAUUUCCUCAGUCGACCUAGCUGUACAGAUAUCAUGGAGAUCUACAAUGCUAUUGAAGACAUGGACUAUACGGAUGAUGAGGUAAAUCAGGUUUGAUCAUCAAAUCAUUCAAACCUUGCUGUGUAACUUUUGGGAUGAACUGAUAUUUGAAUGUCUUUCCCAGGACCUGGAAGAGGCACCAGGCCCCUCUUCUGGACACAGACUGCGUCAGGUAAGUAAUGAAAGAUUAUGUAAAAACCAGAACAUCUUUGUCUUAAAAUCAGCAAUGAAAAUUUAGGGAAGUGGCUGGGAUGUUAUCUUAUAUCUUAUGUAUGUGUCUUCCUUCACCGCAGCGCUCUGUGGAGACGGUACCUGACCGGGACUCCUGGAAGGGGCAGUGCAAGCGUCUGAUGAACUAUGUAUUUGAGUGUGAGGACUCAGAGCCCUUCCGAAAGCCUGUGGAUCCUACCUCCUACCCAGUAAGAGAACACGGAGAGUUCUACUGUAAUAGUGACUCUAGCUUUGACAGAACUGUUGAUCUGUGGCUCAUGUCUGUUUGCAGGACUACCUUAGCAUCAUUGACACUCCCAUGGACUUUGGGAUGGUGAAGGGGACCCUUGAGGAGGACCGCUAUGAAAACCCCAUGGAGCUCUGCAAAGACACACGUCUGAUAUUUGCCAACGCUAAAGCCUUCACACCAAACAAACGCUCAAAGGUAGUUCAGCUCUUGCAUUUCCAAACCAUACAAGCGAUUCCAGUGUAAGAAAUCCUUAUACCUUAAUCAAAAACUAGAAUUCAGUAAUCUUAUAUUGAGUUGAUUUUUCAUUUAACAUUGGUCAGGUUCUGGAUUGUCAUCAAUCUAGUGACUAGGACCUGCUGCCAAUUUGCUAUGCUAUACAGAUUUGUAUCUCCUCUGUCCCCAGAUCUACAGUAUGACUUUGCGGCUCUCUGCAUUCUUCGAAGAGCGAAUCAGAACAAUCAUAUCGCAAUACAAAACUGCCGUCAAGAGCAGCGAGAUGCUCCGCCGCAGCCAGAGGUUCCGGAAGAAGCUUCAGCACCACGUGUCUGCUGCACCCAGCAUUACCACCACAAAGUAGGCCUCACUUCUACUGCCAACAGACCUCAUUGGGCUUAGGGACGUGUACUUGUGUGGUCCACAGGACCUACAGCACUUCUAAUGAUAUUGUUCUUUCCCUUCAGUCAAAAGAGGGCUGCUCUAAAAACUCAGGAAAAAGUGGAAGUGGCGUCGACGACCAAAUCUACCUCAGCCAAAGUGUCUGCUCCUGAGAGAACCAGGAGGAGGAGCCACAACAGUGACAGCUCAGGCCACAGCUCUUCUGAAGCCUCCUCAGGGUCAGACUCUGAGAUUGAGAGUGAGUUAUCUAUGAGUGACUCUGAAGAGGAGAAACGCCCAGGGUCCUCACGGCACCAUCACAGCAGAGAGACCAGGGGAACCAGAAGAGUCACCAGGAACAAUGGGGCAAAGACUACAAAAAGUUAGGAUUUCACAUAAAUCUGGCAGAAGGCAGCUAGCGAGACAUCCCUUAGUCUCUGUCCCUCUUAUAAAAUCCCUGUUUUUAUGUUUUAUUUCAGUUGCUGAGAGUGAGGAGGAGUCCUCCAAUGAGGAGAGUGAGGACGGUGGGAAGUCGUCCAACUCUUUGUCUCGCCGAUUCCCAAGCAGGUCCAGCAGCAGGAGCACCAGGCUGACCAGAAACAAUGCUGCUGCCCAUAGGAAACACACCAAACGGCCAGGUAAACACCAUCACACCAUAGAGCAGGGAAAAGGAGGGGUAACUAGAGCAGGGAGUGGUCAGGCAAAUGCCCUUAUGGUUAAAGGUCUAAACUGGCCAUACAGAGCAGAUAUUAGUUUAGUUAUUAUAUGAUUAUUAGCCAUUAAAAAGUUGUUGGUGCUCUGUGUGUGUCCAGAGAGAGGUGCCCAGAUGAACGGUCACAGCAGGAAAUGUGUGCGAGAGAGGCGGCUAGACAGCGACUCUGAGAGAUCCCCAUACCAGGGUACAGACACCUACAGGGAGGAGAAUGUGGGCCACAGGACAAUGAAAAGGAAGACUGCCAGGGCGGCCGUCAACAAGAUGAAGCUUCUGGAAGCCUCUGAGGAAGACUAUGGUUCUGAGGAAGAGGACAAACAUAGGAGGAAAAGCAGCCGCCAUGCGACCCGAGUCAGCAAACGCACUGCCGUGAUCCAGAGCAGCUCUGAAUCAGAGGAUCAGUCAUCAGCACAGAGUGAGCACACAGUCAGCUUAGACUGGUUUGGAUCAACUAUUAUUGUUCACAGAUCUACUGUACCAGAGCCACAAAAGGCAUUCUUUGAGAACCGAUUUUCAACACUGUUGGGUAACAUACGCUUUCUCUCCCCUAGGUUCUAAAAAAGGCAAGGAUACAUUGGGUGAUUGGGAGAACAAUGAGGACAGUAUUGAGAGUGAAGCUUCAUCCUCUCGUUGCCAUCAGAAUGGAGAGAGUAAGAACUCCAGCAGCCGCAUGACGACCAGACAAGCUGCAGGGACAGGGGUUAAAGGUAAGAGCUACAGGCAUACUGUAAAUACUUUCACAGUCAUGGCUACUUUCUCUCUGCCUUUUCUCCAAGUUUAGUCAGUUGUUGCUGUAGUGUUAAUGUUUGUAUCUAUCUCUAUUUCAGAUUAUUUGUCUCAUGUAAAUGGGCACAGCACAAAACAUGACAGUAACUCGGAGGAGGAGGAGAGCUCUGAUGGUGAAGAAGAGGAGGAGGAAGAAAAAGAGGAUAAAGCUGUUGUGUCUCAGAAGUCCUCCAGAAGCAUGGCAACCGCUGCAGUGAGCAAAAGUAGAACUUGCAUUACCAGUUAUGUGGCAGAGGAGAAGUCUGGCUCCAGAAAGAGACAACACAAACCUCUGGCAAGCUCUGACGAGGAAUACCGAGACCACAAUGCUCAAAAGCACCCUCACCAAAACGGGAGAAAGGUGGAGAAAGAACAUCCUAAAGGCUCUGAGAAAAAUAGUAAAUUACCAUCAAAAAGCCAAGAACAAACAUCUGCCUCAACCCACAAACAGGAUGGCCCUGAAUCAGAGGAACUCAGUGACACCCCAAAGAGAUCAAGCUCUCGCAAGAAAAGAGUGAAGUCGGAAGAGGAGGAGGAAGAUGGGGAGGAAGAAGACGAAGAAGACCGCAACCACUCAGAUGAUGAAUCUAAGGGAGAAUCCAAUAAAAAACGUCAGUUGCGAAACAACAACAACAAACCCAAAAGACAGAGUCACACUGACUCUGUUUCAGAGAGCGAGGAGGAGGAAGUUGUACCCAACAGGAGAGCAAGGAGGAAACUGCAUGCUUCCUCAGAGGAAGAAUCUGAUCGGAAGGAGAAGCAUAGCCCUAGCAGGCGGCCUUGCCUUCGAGCCCAACCAAAAAAGAAAUACAUCAAUGAAGACUCUGAGGAGGACUUGAACUCUGAGAUGCAAGGCAGUUGUAAGAAUGGGAAGAGCAAUGCUGUUUCAGAUAAAGGACAUCAACGCAACCGACGAAAAGCCUCCCCAGCUGCUACAAAACAACAGUCCUCUUCCAAGAGAAAACGCAUUUACACCUCAGACUCCUCAGACAACCCUGAUGAAAAGAAACGGUGCAUGCCCAAGGCUAAGAGCUACUGUGAAGAUCAGGACGAGAGGGAGACAAAAAGAUCCAACUCCAAGCAUCCCAAGAAGGAAUCUCGAUCCAAGUCUGAACCCGAACACUGUAAUAGUCAGGAAGAUGCCUCUUCCCACCCAGGGUCAGAGGAUGAGAAGGAGGUUGAGUGUCCGAGGGAGAAGAGACAUUUGGAGCGACAGAAACGCAAGCAAAAGGAAAGCUGCAGCAGCAGUGCCCACAGUUCUGCCUCUGAAAGCGAGGAGGAGGAAGAGUCCUCUGCCUCUGAGAAGUCCGCUGCCAGCUCAGGGUCCCAGAGCAGUCCAAAGAGAAAAAGCCACAAGAGGUCAAGGGUCAGCGACAAGGGUGCCGCGCGCCACUCUCGACAACGGCGGAGGGACCCCUCUGAGGCAGACAGUGACCAGCCGUACGCGGAAUUCCAGAGAGGAGCGUGUGGAACGCGUAUCAAGACCCGAAACCGCGGCAAACGAACGGUGACAUAUCACGACAGCGAAUGA
Coregonus sp. 'balchen' is the source of this 16832-nucleotide messenger RNA. NCBI's taxonomy places the organism in Eukaryota, Metazoa, Chordata, Actinopteri, Salmoniformes, Salmonidae. The record is from the annotation of a GenBank genome assembly.